Molecule: messenger RNA, 2343 nt
Organism: Huiozyma naganishii CBS 8797
Lineage: Eukaryota; Fungi; Ascomycota; Saccharomycetes; Saccharomycetales; Saccharomycetaceae
Gene: CDC16
Product: anaphase promoting complex subunit CDC16
Exons: 1
Coding region: 1-2343 (780 amino acids)
Biological process (GO): cell division
Molecular function (GO): protein binding
Source: RefSeq, a predicted model, not a curated record
AUGAGGAAUCCAAUGUCUCCCGGGGACACACCAUCACAAAGGCACUCGACACUGACAAUAUCUCCUUUCAUUUCGAAUAGAAGCGCGAGAAAUCACUCAACGUCACAACACCAGAUACCCGCAGCAUCGCAUGGUGACCGACUCAAUGGCGAACGCACAGAUCCACCAGCAGCGGGAAAUAGAUCACUCUCCGGGGCACUUAACCCUUUUCAUACAUUGAUAAACAGUCCAUUGGGUCAGAAAGUCACCAAAACCCUGUCCGUCUCCUCAUUCAACACUCCACACCAAGUCAAGGUGCAUAACGGAGGGGGAAACAACACAUCUAGAAAUAACAUGUUUGGCUACACUGUACCGUCAACAUUACGAAAGGUUUCAUUACAGCGGGAAUACAAAGACCCUUCUAAUUUUAUCCCAAAGGGGAGUUCCGCACCACAACAACAAGACUUACCUGGAGACCCAUCCACAACAACACUAACUACAAACACGGUAGCUACAACAGCGGCUAAUGAGAUUGACAUUUCUGAGUUAUCAUCUGUAGACAAACUAAGGUAUUGGAGACAUGACGCACUGAUGCAGCAUAUGCUGACAACUGCAGAGUACGUGGGAGAUAAGGUGUACAGUAUUACAGGGGAUCCGAACGAUGCAUUUUGGCUGGCACAAGUGUACUAUAACAAAGGCGAAUACAUUCGUGCUAUAAAUUACAUGGCAAUUGACAGUUUGGACUCAGUAAAUGUCAUGUGCCGGUAUUUGAUGGGAUUAUGUCUAAUUGAGCUACAGAGGUAUGACGAUGCUUUAGAUGUAGUGGGGGAAACUAACCCAUAUGCUAGUGAAGAAAUUCCAUCUGCUCAUAUAUCCGAGGAUACUGAAACCUCUAGGAGUCAAGAGACUACUGACGGUGGUGUAAAACUAGAAUCAUCACUAUGCUUUCUAAGAGGGAAGAUAUUUUGUGCACUCAAUAACUUCUCCAGCGCAAAGGAUGCAUUCAAAGAGGCAAUAGCGAUAGAUGUGAAAAACUUUGAGGCUUUUAACGAAUUGACCAGUAAAAGUCUCCUAACACCUCAACAAGAAUGGGAUCUCAUCGAGACUCUGGAUUUCAGUAUCUUAGACGACAACGAGGACAUAAUAAAAAACUUCUAUGUUUUGAGACUGUCUAAACUGAUCAAUAAAGAAAGGACAGAGGCGGCCCAGCGGUUGUUGGCAGAGGAGUACAACUUGGACUCUAACGUGGAUUAUAUCCACAGUAAUAUUGAAAUUUUGUUUUCUCAAUGCAAGUUUGGAGAGUGCCUCCACGUGUGUGAAGCAUAUUUGUCAAAGGACGAGUUCAACCCGAAGAUUUUACCAAUCUACAUUUCUUGUCUCUAUGAAGUCUCUGCCAAAAACAAAUUAUUUUUACUUUCCCAUCAAUUAACAGAGAAGUUCCCCAAGAAAGCAAUAAGUUGGUUUAGUGUAGCAACUUACUACAUGUGUAUGAGCAAGUUGCAAGAGGCCAGAACGUUUUUUGCAAAGUCCUCGAUGCUGGACCCAACAUUUGCACCGGCAUGGCUGGGGUUUGCUCAUACUUAUGCAUUGGAGGGAGAACAGGAUCAAGCGUUGUCCGCAUACUCUACCGCAGCAAGGUUCUUUCCAGGAAGUCAUUUGCCAAAUUUAUUUUUAGGAAUGCAGUACAUGUCUUCCAAUACGCUGAGUUUGGCGGAGGAGUAUUUCACUUUGGCUUAUGAUAUUUGCGAUCGUGACCCGCUAGUAUUGAAUGAAAUGGGGGUGAUGUAUUACAAGAAAGAAGAUUAUGAAAAGUCAAAGAAGUUUCUGAAGAGAGCCGCUGAAGAAACACGGGAAUUAGACUCAAAUUCCAAGACGGCAAUCUCAAUCCAGACAAAUCUAGGUCAUACAUAUAAGAAACUGGGUGAUUAUGAACAUGCCAUCAAAUGUUUCAAGUACAUUUUAGAGGAUUCUGAGAGAGACGUGGAUACAUAUUGUACUUUGGGUUUCCUAUAUCUGAAGACUAAUCAGCUACAAAAAGCAGUUGAUAUUUUGCAUAGAGCAUUAGCUAUUGAACCGUCCAAUCAAAAUGCAAAUGAGAUGUUGGUUCGUGCAUUGGAAUUAAACGUAGCGAAAGAAUUGGACAGCGACCAUCCUUUAGUAAUGAACAGUUAUGAAAUGAAUCCCUUGAAGAAUAGGGACAACACUGCGCUUAGUAGGAAGCGCACACUCAUGCCAUUUCUUCAGUCAUCCGGGCUUUCAAAACGGUCGAAGAGGAAUGAGCAUGGCCCAAUCGAAAGCCCUUUGGAAGGCCCCUCGAAAGUCCCAAGCACCGAAACCAAUAACGAAAUGAUGGAUUUAGAGUGA